This is a messenger RNA of Penicillium waksmanii, 4320 nucleotides long. RefSeq names its product ATP-binding cassette transporter YOR1. Bases 1 to 4320 code for a protein of 1439 amino acids. The record is from RefSeq and is a predicted model, not a curated record. Gene Ontology annotation, cellular component: membrane. Gene Ontology annotation, molecular function: ATP binding; ABC-type transporter activity; ATP hydrolysis activity. The transcript is spliced from 2 exons. Gene Ontology annotation, biological process: transmembrane transport. NCBI's taxonomy places the organism in Eukaryota, Fungi, Ascomycota, Eurotiomycetes, Eurotiales, Aspergillaceae.
AUGUCUGCACCGCCCGAACCACUGCCACAGGUAGUGGUGGCGGAUAUCGAAAAAGUGCAGGCCGCGCCCAGCGACAGAUCGGCAUCCGGGGACGAUGAAGCCAAGGCCCCCGAUAACGUCUUACAGCCAUCCAGUCCCAGACCAAAAUGGUAUCGGAGGCUGAAUCCAGUGCGAUGGCAGACGCCACCACCUGUUCCUGAAGAGCGGUCCGCGUCCAAGGAGUACGGGGCUUCAUUCUUGAGCGUCGUUUAUUUCCAGUGGAUGUCACCCUUGAUGCGGGUGGGAUAUCUGCGCCCGCUCGAGCUGCAGGAUAUUUGGACCGUCAAUCCGGAGCGAGCAGUCGACGUUCUCGCCGAACGAUUAGACGUCGCGCUGGAGAAUCGCACUGCGAGUGGAAGUAAACGCGCCCUUGUUAUGGCAUUAUAUGACACAUUCCGCUUUGAAUUCCUACUUGGCGCCGUUUGUCAGCUAUUUAGCUCGUUGCUACUCGUGUUUGCGCCUUAUUUAACGCGAUACUUGAUCGCUUUCGCCACCGAUGCGUAUAUCGCUGAGCAAAAGGGUCUGCCUGCGCCGUAUAUUGGUCGCGGGAUGGGGUUUGUCGUUGGUAUUACCCUAAUGCAGGGACUGCAGAGUCUGUGCACGAAUCAAUUUCUGUACCGGGGUCAAAUGGUUGGUGGGCAGAUUCGAGCGGUGCUGAUCUCGCAGAUCUUCAAUAAGGCGAUGAAGUUGUCUGGUCGGGCGAAGGCUGGCGGGAAGGCGACGGAGGAAGAAGUGAGGGCUUUGGAAUCAACGAAGGAGGCGCUGAUGAAGGGGGAGAAGAAUAAUGAGAAAGCCGAAGAGAAGGGACAGAAAGGACAACCGAGUCAGAAUCCUAGUUCAACGGUGGCAGGUGAUGGACGAGGGUGGAAUAAUGGUCGCAUCGUCGCGUUGAUGAGUAUUGACGUCGACCGCAUCAAUCUGGCAUGUGGUAUGUUCCAUAUGAUCUGGACAGCCCCGAUCUCCAUCAUCGUCACGCUGGUUCUCUUGCUGGUGAAUAUCGGCUACAGUUGUCUGUCCGGUUACGCGUUGCUCGUUUUCGGCGUCCCCUUUCUCACAUACGCCGUCCGCUUUCUUGUGAAACGUCGCCGAGCCAUCAACAAGAUCACCGACCAGCGAGUCUCCCUAACUCAGGAAAUUCUCCAGGCCGUGCGAUUCGUCAAGUUCUUCGGCUGGGAAAGUAGCUUCCUCAAUCGACUCAAGGAUAUUCGCAAAAGGGAAAUUCGUUCCAUUCAGACGCUGCUUGCUGUACGCAAUGGAAUUCUCUGCGUCUCCAUGUCCAUCCCCAUCUUCGCUUCCAUGUUGGCUUUCAUCACCUACGCCCUCACCAACCACGAUCUGCAGGCCGCCGAGAUUUUCUCCUCGCUUGCGCUGUUCAACUCGCUCCGGAUGCCGCUGAACAUGCUGCCUCUGGUCAUCGGUCAGGUGACCGAUGCCUGGACUGCUCUGAACCGGAUUCAAGAGUUCCUUCUUGCGGAGGAACAGAAGGAGGAUAUCGAGAAGAUUGAGGGGAUGGAUCGUGCUAUUGAAAUUAAUCAAGCUUCGUUCACUUGGGAGCGUUUGCCGUCGGAAGAAGGUGAAGAUGCAGGCAAGGCUAAGAAGUCCCCCGAUGCUAAAGCCGUGGCCCUGCUCAAGGAAGAGGAGAAGGCGGAGAACUCCACCCCCUUAGAACCCUUCAAGCUCAAGAAUAUGACCCUCGAGGUCGGACGAAACGAGCUCAUUGCCGUAAUUGGAACAGUGGGCUGUGGCAAGAGCUCGCUGCUUUCUGCCUUGGCAGGCGACAUGCGUGUGACAGAGGGUACUGUACGGAUGAGCACAACACGAUCAUUCUGCCCUCAAUACGCCUGGAUCCAGAAUACUUCUGUACGAAACAAUGUUCUCUUUGGAAAGGACUAUGAUGAAACUUGGUAUAACCAGGUCAUUGACGCGUGCGCCCUGUCACCCGAUCUUGAGAUUCUCCCUAACGGCGACCAAACGGAAAUCGGCGAACGAGGCAUUACAGUCUCCGGAGGACAGAAGCAGCGUCUCAAUAUCGCGCGUGCUAUCUACUUCAAUGCCGAGCUGGUUCUGAUGGAUGACCCUCUAUCCGCAGUCGAUGCUCAUGUCGGUCGCCAUAUCAUGGAUAAAGCCAUCUGCGGUCUCCUGAAGGAUCGCUGCAGGAUUCUCGCUACGCAUCAGCUGCAUGUUUUGAACCGCUGCGAUCGUAUCGUUGUCAUGGACGAGGGCCGUAUCGAGGCAGUUGAUACAUUCGACAACCUGAUGCGCGAUAGCGAGCUGUUCAAACGUCUCAUGUCGACAUCGCGCCAGGAAGACACAAAGGAAGAUGAAAAAGACGCGGAAGAGGCGGUAGUUGAAGACACCGAGAAGACCAAGAAGACCGAAACAAGUCCAAAAAAGACAUCUGCCAAGCCCGCAGCUGCUUUGAUGCAACAAGAAGAAAAGGCCACAGCCUCGGUCGGAUGGAGCGUUUGGAAAGCCUACGUCCGUGCCUCUGGCAGCUAUUUCAACGCUCUCGCUGUCUUCUUUCUACUGGCUCUUGCAAAUGUCGCCAACAUUUGGACGAGUCUGUGGCUCUCUUACUGGACCUCGGAUAAAUACCCCGGUCUGUCGAUGGGUCAGUAUAUUGGAGUUUACGCCGGACUCGGUGGAAGUGUGGUCGUUUGCAUGUUUGUAUUCUCGACAUACAUGACCACCUGCGGAACAAAUGCAAGCCGGACAAUGCUGCAGCGAGCUAUGACCCGCGUUCUGCGAGCCCCGAUGUCCUUCUUUGACACCACCCCUCUCGGACGAAUCACCAAUCGUUUCUCCAAGGACAUUCAGGUCAUGGACAAUGAACUUUCCGACGCGAUGAGAAUCUACGCCCUGACUAUGACAAUGAUUAUCUCCGUCAUGGUCCUUAUCAUCGUCUUCUUUUACUACUUCGUCAUCGCCCUCGUCCCACUCUUCAUCCUGUUCCUCCUCGCAUCAAACUACUACCGAGCUUCAGCCCGCGAGAUGAAGCGCCAUGAGGCGGUCCUGCGAUCAAUGGUCUACGCCCGCUUCAGCGAAGCCAUCUCCGGAACAGCCUGUAUCCGCGCCUACGGCGUCGAAAACCAAUUCCGCACCAGCAUUCGCAGCUCCAUCGACGUGAUGAACGGCGCUUAUUUCCUAACCUUCUCGAACCAGCGUUGGUUGAGCGUCCGCUUGGACGCUGUGGCUACAGCUCUAGUAUUCGUCAUUGGUGUUUUGGUCGUUACAUCCAGGUUCAACGUCUCCCCCAGUAUCUCAGGUCUGGUAUUAUCAUACAUUCUCGCCAUCGCACAAAUGCUCCAAUUCACCGUUCGCCAGCUCGCGGAAGUCGAGAAUAACAUGAAUGCCACCGAACGAGUGCACUACUACGGAACGGAGCUGGAAGAAGAAGCCCCCCUCCACUUGACAGAGGUAUCAUCCAGCUGGCCCGAAAAGGGCCGGAUUGUCUUCGACGACGCGAAGAUGCGCUACCGAGACGGUCUGCCUCUUGUCCUGCAAGGUCUGUCUAUGGAUGUUCGUGGCGGCGAGCGCAUCGGUAUCGUCGGACGAACUGGUGCUGGCAAAUCGAGUAUCAUGUCUGCUUUAUUCAGAUUGACCGAGUUAUCCGGCGGCACAAUCCACAUCGACGAUAUUAAUAUUGCCACGGUCGGCCUACAUGAUCUUCGCUCCCGCCUAGCUAUCAUCCCCCAAGACCCAGCUCUAUUCCGGGGCACGAUCCGCACAAACCUAGACCCUUUCAACGAACACUCCGAUCUAGAACUAUGGUCCGCUCUCCGAAAAGCCUACCUAAUCGCCGACGAAACCGAAGACCCAGAUACUACUCUUAACCACAGCGGCCCGGGAACCGGAACAACAACCCCAACAACAGGAGACGUCUCCAAAGCACGCCCAACCAACCGUCUAACUCUCGAAUCCCCCGUCGACGAAGAAGGCCUCAACUUCUCCCUCGGCCAGCGUCAAUUAAUGGCCCUAGCCCGAGCUCUAGUCCGAGACGCGCGAAUCAUCGUCUGCGACGAAGCGACUUCUUCCGUCGACUUUGAAACGGAUCAGAAGAUUCAACGGACUAUGGCGCAGGGAUUCCAUGGGAGGACGUUGCUUUGUAUUGCGCAUCGGUUGAGGACGAUUAUUCAUUAUGAUCGCAUUUGCGUUAUGGAUCGGGGUCAGAUUGCUGAGAUGGAUCAUCCGGCUGUUCUGUGGAAGAAGGAGGAUGGGAUUUUUAGGGCUAUGUGUGAGAGGAGUGGGAUUACGAUGGAGGAUAUUUUGUCUGAUGAGUGA